Messenger RNA from Chelmon rostratus (copperband butterflyfish), 1515 nucleotides. Its product is annotated as gap junction alpha-9 protein-like. The transcript has a single exon. Bases 7 to 1515 code for a protein of 502 amino acids. The record is from RefSeq and is a predicted model, not a curated record. NCBI's taxonomy places the organism in Eukaryota, Metazoa, Chordata, Actinopteri, Chaetodontiformes, Chaetodontidae. Gene Ontology annotation, biological process: cell communication. Gene Ontology annotation, cellular component: connexin complex.
UAAACAAUGGGAGACUGGAACUUCCUUGGAGGGAUCUUGGAGGAGGUGCAUAUCCACUCCACCAUGGUCGGCAAGAUCUGGCUGACCAUCCUGUUCAUAUUCCGGAUGUUGGUGCUGGGCGUCGCGGCAGAGGACGUGUGGAACGACGAGCAGUCAGACUUCAUCUGUAACACCGACCAGCCCGGCUGCCGCAAUGUCUGCUACGACCAGGCCUUCCCCAUCUCCCUCAUCCGCUACUGGGUGCUCCAGGUGAUUUUUGUGUCCUCGCCCUCCCUCGUGUACAUGGGUCAUGCCAUCUACCAGCUGCGAGCCCUGGAGAAGGAGCGCCACUGCAAGAAAGUGGCUCUCCGUCGGGAGAUGGAGGCAGUGGAUGUGGAGCUGGUGGAGGUGCGGAGGAGGAUUGAAAAGGAGAUGAGGCAGCUGGAGCAGGGGAAGCUCAACAAAGCGCCUCUGAGGGGUUCUCUGUUGUGCACUUAUGUGGCCCACAUUGUCACUCGCUCAGUGGUGGAGGUCAGCUUCAUGAUGGGUCAGUACAUCCUCUACGGACACCACCUGAGCCCUCUUUACAAGUGUGAAAGGGAGCCGUGCCCAAAUGUGGUCGACUGCUUCGUCUCCAGGCCCACUGAGAAAACUGUUUUCAUGAUGUUCAUGCAAGCAAUUGCCUGCAUCUCCCUCUUCCUCAGCCUUCUUGAGAUCAUGCACCUGGGAUUCAAGAAGCUUAAGAAAGGGAUCCUGGACUACUACCCACACCUGAAGGACGAUCUCGAUGAUUAUUACGUCAACAAGUCAAAAAAGAACUCGGUUGUGCAUCAGGUUUGCAUGGGCACGUCUGUGAGUCGCAAGACUACUAUUCCCACAGCACCAUGUGGAUACACAUUACUGUUGGAGAAGCAGGGCAAUGGACCCACCUACCCACUUCUCAAUGCCUCCUCUGCUUUCGUCCCAAUACAAGGAGACCCUGGCGCAAAGCCAGAUAGCCACAGGGAUGGCAAGGAGGGAGUGCCGAGCCCCACGGAGCAAAACAGCAACUCCAACAACACAAGCAGUGAGACACGCUCUCCUCCUGCAGACAAACAGGACGAGCCAGAGGAACAAUCUUCACCCCAUCGUGAGGACAUGGAGUGUGCGAGGUCUGAGUACCCCACCCUCCCUGUAGCAGACACCUCCUCCUGCACAACGCUGUCAGGCAUUGCGAGGAAGUCACGGAGGGUCAGUCCGCCCUGGAACUGCUCCACUCUGGUAGAGGGGAACGGCUCGGACAGUGGAGAUUCCUACCACGGGAACAGCAGCAUGAAGCUACGUAGCAGCUGCGUUGGCCCCCGAGCGAGGGUGCUCUCUAAAUCAGACAUUAAGAGACCGAGCAGGUCCCAGAGCCCAGACUCUGCGGGGGAGCUGAGCUCUGUAUCUCGACACAGCCGCGAGAGUAACAGCCCCACCGCCUCCUCGCCAAACCGCAGAGUGUCAGCGGCGAGCAGUGCCAGCAGCAGACGAGCUCCAACUGAUCUGCAGAUAUAA